Molecule: messenger RNA, 2304 nt
Organism: Fusarium redolens
Lineage: Eukaryota; Fungi; Ascomycota; Sordariomycetes; Hypocreales; Nectriaceae
Exons: 5
Coding region: 1-2304 (767 amino acids)
Molecular function (GO): nucleic acid binding
Source: RefSeq, a predicted model, not a curated record
AUGGCUCAAGGAGACUCCGCGGCCCAACGCCUUAGGCCGCCUACUUCCAACCCGCAUUUCAAUCUUCCUUCUUUUCAUCCUCAUCCUCAGACUCGCCGUCCCCAAGGUACAGACGGCGGACACCAACCUGAGGCCGCUUCACAUGUGAUUUCCAACUCGAAUUCUUGGGUCCCAUCAGCCCAGCAGGCUCUUAACAAUGCUCUUCAGGCUAGCGGAUAUGCUGGUGCUCAGCCUGGCAUGACUACGAUGGGAGGCCACAUCCAAGGCAAUGGCAUAAACAUGGCCGCUGAGACAGUUAACGGUGCAGCCAGCGAUACAAUCGAUGGUAUGGUCAACAAUGCUGCUGUUCUUUCAAUAACUGGGCAUGUUUCCCACAGCAUGGCCAAUGGUGCUACGCCUUCGUCCGCCAAUAGCCCUGGGCAUGUUAUCGUAAAUGGAUCGGCGAAUGCUGCUACAACAAACGAGGCUUCUCAAGGCAAUCAUCUUGCAAACAGCAACACUGGAGAAUUUGGUGGCUCAGGGCUUGGCAAUCGUCUUCCCCAUGGCACACAGCUUUUUGCUACCCAGCAUACUCAGAGCGCCAACUCUGGCAGUGCAGGACAGACUGGCCUCAUGUCUCCUCCCCAUGGCCACUCAUCGGCAUCUCAGCCGGCCAGCCAACAUUCUGCUCGCUCCGGCCCUGCUACUGGAGGCCAGCAGUUCUACACGCCUAUUGGGGUCUCGCAGACCAAUGCUUACAACCCCAGCUUGCCUCAGAGUGUCUCCUACAAUUCGGGUCUUUCUCUUGCGAGCCCCAGUCACACUCCGCACCACUACAGCGGACAUCGCAUGAGUGCUUCACAGUCUACUCCCAACUCGGGACCUAGCCAGCAUAUGACAGAGCCGCGAAACUACGCGCCACGUUCAUCUGCCCAUGGUAUCAGCAGCUUGCCUCCUCCUCGAUUUAACUUGGGUUUGCAGACUAUUCCUAUGACACAUGAAUCCGCCCCCCAGGACCCUUUUGGUAGUCCCGAACGUGCUGAGCCUACUGCAUUGAUUCCGUUCCCGAAUCUGCCUCCGCCUGCUGUGCAGCAGGCCAUGCUCGCCGCCCCUAUGGCUGGGCACUUCGCCAGCAACAUGUCCCCUGAGCUUUCAAAGUUGAUAGAUACCUCUUCAGGCCUUCCCACCUUUGAGACUGCGAUGAACCCUGAGUUCUUUCCUUUUGUGAGCGGCCCUGGCUCAGCCAAAGCCUCUGCUGCCGGCGUUGUUCGUCUUAAGAACAUACCCUUCUCAAUCAAGCGCGCCGAAGUUGUGGCCUUUAUUGGUCGCAACAGCCGCAUGUUGGCCGACGUCAAUGAGCCAGUCCACAUCAUAAUGGAUCGGGCAACGUCCAAGACCAUGGACGCAUUCGUCGAGUUUGUGAGCAUGGAGGACGCAAUGCGCUGUGCUGAAAAGCACCACCAGCACGCUCAAGCUGGCCGUGUGAGCCGUCUUGGUGAACGCUCGAUUGAGGUUGAGCUGUCGAGCCAAUCUGCUCUUAUGCAGGAUCUCUUCCCUCUUGCUCACGGCGUGUUUUGGGAUGGCGCAACUCCGAAGGUACUUCCCAACAACUAUCAAGAGCCUUGGGAGAACUUCAAAGGCUUUAUCUCCCCUGAAGAAAUGGUCAUGCUCGUCAAGCAUGUUGAAGUCCCUCAUCGAUCUCCAUUUUCCAAGGAGUGCCCCCAGCGCCCCUACGAGUGUCUCAUUAGCACUCUGCGCAAAUUCCCCUGGUAUGCCGCUGACCACAUCACCAUCUCUCAGCGUGGUGCGAUGUACAAGGCGACCAUCAAGCUCCUUCGUUUGCUCAGCAGAUCAGUUUCGCAGCAGGAUGAUCCUAUCAACCUCACUUCGCAGCUUUUUCAGCGAGUUGUUCAGACUGCGAUGCAGUGCAAUGGCUUUACCGCCCUUCAGAAGGAUAACAUUGCCUUCAUGGUUCAGAUGAUCCCUGUGGAGCAGCAGCGCCGUCACAACCAGCCGGCCAACGCCAAUUGCUGGGCUCACCAGUACGCCAUCACGCGUAAGCCCGACGCUCCUCUCGACCUUGUUGACUGGUACAUUCGUCAAAUCCGUGAGCAGAGUACUCGUGAUGUCCUGGUCCGCCCUAUUCAUGAGCGUACUGUUAUUCAGGAAACACUCAAGGAGACUGAUGAAUACUGGGGUUAUUUUUUCAACGAGGUCAACUACAUCCAGGGUCCUCAGUUUGAUCAAAUGACUCUGGGACAGUGUGCCUACCUCGAGCUUUCAGCUAUCGAAAGAAUCCUUGGCCGUGCUCUCGGCUACAACUGA